Molecule: messenger RNA, 699 nt
Organism: Angiostrongylus costaricensis
Lineage: Eukaryota; Metazoa; Nematoda; Chromadorea; Rhabditida; Metastrongylidae
Source: the annotation of a GenBank genome assembly
AUGCGAGGACCUCCUGGACCACCAGGUUCACCGGGUCCACCGGGAGAUUCUGGACUUCCAGAAGGCGACGCUUACGUUCAACCGCCGUCUGAACCAGGCCCACCUGGACCUCCAGGCCCUCCAGGAAAAGAUGGCAUACCUGGAGGAAUAGGGAUUCCAGGGCCACAAGGAACAGAGGGACAACCCGGGCCCGAUGCGGCAUAUUGCCCUUGCCCGUCGCGAACAACUAGUUAUGUGGAUACAAGAGAUCCUGAUUCAUAUGUAAAGGAAAGCAGCACAAAGAAACCUUCCUAUGUUGCUCCCAAUGAUGGUCCACCGUCUAGAGGCGCUUAUAUUCCACCAGAUGGUGGAUCGGGGAAGUCAUAUGCGACUGGUGCUAAAGCAGAUUACAUAGCCGGAAACAGUGACAACAGACCUCCUAGAGGAACUUUUGGAACCACAGCUUCUUCAGAAAACCAUAAAGAAUCUCCGGCUACGGUGAAUUCUCGAAAACGUCCAUCUACACAACAUGUGGUGCAACCGCCGUCUAUUAAACCAAAUCGUGAAGCUGAAGUUCCUUCAUCUGAUGACGACGGCAACAACAUCACAUUCAGUAAAGCACCUAAAACCCGUCAAGCACAAGUGUCAAGAAAGCAAAACGGAAAAGUUCGAAGAAAUUCCACGAGAAAAAGACACCUGAGAAGAAGACACCACUAUUAA